Messenger RNA from Prionailurus viverrinus (fishing cat), 945 nucleotides. Its product is annotated as olfactory receptor-like protein DTMT. Gene Ontology annotation, molecular function: G protein-coupled receptor activity; olfactory receptor activity. Gene Ontology annotation, biological process: G protein-coupled receptor signaling pathway. Lineage: Eukaryota; Metazoa; Chordata; Mammalia; Carnivora; Felidae. The transcript has a single exon. Gene Ontology annotation, cellular component: membrane. The coding region runs from base 1 to 945 and encodes 314 amino acids. The record is from RefSeq and is a predicted model, not a curated record.
AUGACAAGAAAGAAUCAAACUGUUGUCUUAGAAUUCCUCCUCCUGGGCCUGCCCAUCAAGUCAGAACUGCGAGACCAGUUCUAUGCCCUGUUCCUGCUCAUGUAUGUUACCACCAUCCUGGGGAACCUGCUCAUCAUCAUCCUCAUUCGCCUGGACUCCCGCCUCCACACACCCAUGUAUUUGUUUCUCAGUAACUUGUCCUUCUCUGACCUCUGCUUCUCCUCUGUCACAAUGCCCAAACUGCUGCAGAACAUGCAGAGCCAGGUCCCGUCCGUCCCCUAUGCCGGCUGCCUUGCCCAGAUGUACUUCUUCCUAUUUUUUGGAGACCUGGAGAGCUUCCUCCUGGUGGCCAUGGCCUAUGAUCGCUAUGUGGCCAUCUGUUUCCCCCUGCACUACACCACCAUCAUGAGCCCCAAGCUCUGUCUCUCCUUGGUGGUGCUGUCCUGGGUGCUGACUACCGCCCAUGCCAUGUUGCACACCCUGCUCAUGACCAAGUUGUCCUUCUGUGCCGACAACAUCAUCCCCCACUUUUUCUGUGACAUGUCUGCUCUGCUGAAGCUGGCCUGCUCUGACACCCGAAUCAAUGAGUUGGUGAUAUUUAUCAUGGGAGGGCUCAUUCUUGUCAUCCCAUUCCUACUCAUCGUCAUGUCUUAUGCACGGAUUGUGUCCUCCAUCCUCAGGGUCCCUUCUGCCAGGGGCAUCCGCAAGGCCUUCUCCACCUGUGGCUCCCACCUCUCCGUGGUGUCUCUCUUCUAUGGGACAGUUAUCAGUCUCUGCUUGUGCCCAUCAGCUAAUAAUUCUGCUGUUAAGGAGACUGUCAUGGCCGUGAUGUACACUGUGGUCACCCCCAUGCUGAAUCCCUUCAUCUACAGCCUGAGGAACAGAGACAUGAAGGGAGCCCUGGGAAGAGUCUUUUGUGGAAAGAAAAUUCCCUUCUCUGUAUGA